AUGGCUGAGAAAGCAUGUAAAUUACUUCUCGAGGUCGAUGAAUAUUUUAAUAAUGAAAUUGUCGAUGUGACCAAAUUUGAUUCUAAAAAGAGUUAUUUCGAAUAUAAAUGUCCUCGAAAUAAAUUAAAGGAAUACAAAUGCACAAAUAAUAAUGAAAGAAUUAACGCUUUGGGAGCAUAUUUAUACCAAAAAUUGGGUAAUAUUGCUAAUGAUUUUAAAGGAGAAGGAGAUAAUGGUAACCGACAUAUUGAGAUAUUUAUGAUGUGGCUAGGCGAUAAAUUAUAUAAGUUAGAAAAAAACAAAGCCGCAACAUUGGACGAAUCUUAUAAAAAUAAUUUAGAGAAACAUACAGGAAAUUAUAAAUAUUGGAACAUUUUAGGUAGUAAACAGGAAUAUAAGAUAGCUAAUGUUUGGUAUAUGAGUGAAUUGUAUAGCUUACUCAAUAAUAUAUGCAGUAUAGUUAUUGAAUAUAAAAAAGACAAGAACAAACAGAAAAUCGAACAAAUUUCCUCCAAAUGUUACAAGGAAUUUGUGAGUAUUUAUAAAGAUAUUAAAGAAUGCUAUUCAUAUUUUCAUUUAUUAGAGUUCUUAAAAAAAAUAUAUGAUGAUAUUAGAAAUGAUGCUAUUAAAGACGCCAAUACUAAAAAAGAGGGUAUUAAACACGUCGUUACUAGAGAUAAUAAUUUUAGAAGAGUUAUUUCCAAACAAAAAAAAGACUCAAAACAAAUAUUACAAUAUGUAUUGGAUGCUUCAACAAUUUCUCUCAUAGAUUUAACUCCACAAAAUUGGAAUCAAAGGUUUUCGAACGAUUCUAAUAAAAUAGUUGAUUUACAAACUAAAAAUUGUGGUGGAUUACAUUCUGAAAUUGCGCGACGGGCGAAAAAAGAUAUAUCAAAAGAGACACCGACACCACAAUUCCAACCAGAGCCAUUAUCAGCAUCUCAAAAAUCAGGGACCCCCCCUCAAAGUGGAACAAAGGAUUCAAGCACUCAGAAAGAAAAUUCGGAUAGUGAAGGUGAUGGAAAAGAAGGCACAAAUAAUUUAUCAGGAAGUACAGGUGGUGGACCAGGUACUGGAGCAAGUGGUGGACAAAGUGAUCAAGGAGGAUCACCUGGUGGAUCAGACAGUCAAGGGGGUUCAGAUGAUGGGUCAAAGGCAUCAGGGGAUCAGGCCCCAACACAUCCAUCAGGAAAAUCCAAUGGAAAUUGGCUAGGAAAUUUGGGAAUGAGUUUGAAUCUUACGGGUUAUAUCUCUAGUGUUUCCGGUAUAUAUGAAUCUUCAAAAAAUAUUUUAACAAAUACCGCUAAUCAAAUCAGGAGUGCAUAUAAUAGUGCUAAGGCCAUUGCGCAAGAUACUUAUAGUGCAGCUACUAAUUAUAUCGGUGGUGCUGUUAAUAGUAUAACUACCCAAUUUAAUCAAUUCGGCACUUAUCAAUUAGGUGAUAACCGAUCUGGAUCAAAUAGUUUAGGGGGUGGAGUGAAUACAUCUGAUCAGUCACAACAAAAAUCAAUCGACUCACCGACUAGAUCUACACUAAUUCACCAAAUUGGACCUACUGGUGGAAAUAUGAGAUCUCAAACACCACCAUCUGGUCAAGAUACAUUACCAAUUUCUGGUAGCAAUCCUUUAAAUACAAAAAAAGAAAACGUAAAUACUGUAGCAAAUUUUAAAGUGAAAGAAGUUCCAUCAAUAUGGUGUAUAGGAACGAAUACCAAAUGUGACAUAACGGGGAUUAGUAUUAUAGUUAUUUCAAUAUUCGCUUUUUUAGCAAUUAUGUAUAAGUAUCUAUCACUUGGGUGGACAAGCAAAUCGAAGAGAAAAAAAAACAUAAAAAAGGUUAUAAAUUCAAUUGGAGGGAAAAAACUGGUUCAAAUAAUUAUAAAAUCAUAUGAUAGGAACAAAGACCUAAAACCGAUUAUAAAUUCAGUUGGUAGAAAAAAAUAUUCAUUAUUAAAUAUAUACAAACUUAUGCAGGCUGAUCCUGUACCAUUUAUUAAUUUAUUUUUUUUGUUAAUUUUUUUUGUUUAUAAAAAAAAAUUAAAUUAUUUAGAAUUAUAA
Molecule: messenger RNA, 2058 nt
Organism: Plasmodium vinckei vinckei
Lineage: Eukaryota; Apicomplexa; Aconoidasida; Haemosporida; Plasmodiidae
Product: PIR protein CIR protein
Exons: 3
Coding region: 1-2058 (685 amino acids)
Source: RefSeq, a predicted model, not a curated record